AUGGACGGUAACCGCCGCUACGCCCGCCAGCUCGGGAUGAAUAUAGAGCAGGGUCACCAUGACGGGCUGACUAAGCUUUUUGAGGUGAGCAAAUGCAACUUUCCGCAUCAUUAUAUACAGGUGAUUGAGGUGUGCCACCUGCUCGGCGUGCGUGUGGUGACUGUGUACGCGUUUUCCCUCCAGAACUUCAGGAGGAGCGCCGAGGAGAUCCGCCAUUUGAUAUCGCUGGCUGUCAACUCAGUGGACGAAGGCGGCGCCAUCAGGGACUUCGCGUUGCGGGACUCCUGCCGUAUUCGCUUCUGCGGUGACCUCAACCUUGUGAGUGAGGAGCUUCGGCAACUGUUGGCCGAGGUGGAGGCCGACACGGCACAUUUUGAGAGGUAUUUGCUCAGUUACGCGCUCUGGCUAAACAUCUGUUGCAGGAUUACCUUGAACAUCUGCAUGUGCUAUGGGGGGCGUAGUGACAUUAACUCAGCGCUUAAGAAGUCGGCCAUCUGCGAACGUGAAGGGUACAAGUUUAGCCACGUGAUAUCCAUUCAGAGUUUUGCACUAUGCAUGAACAUGUUGUAUACAUUUUGGUUUGUAUGUACCGCCUGUAGUUCCACUUGUCACGGUAUUUUGUUUAUAUUUCGAAUACAAGCCAAGUUCUUAAUGGACGCCUACCUUUUAGUUUCAUUGCUAUGCGUUUCGUGCUGCAUUAGCAUUACUAAACACUACCCUUUGCAUUAUUUUCACCUGGCAGCGGGCGACGCGCCCCCGCCACAGGUCCUAAUUCGCACUUCUGGCGUUACUCGACUGUCGGACUUCCUUAUUUACCAGUGCUCUGAGUACACUACUUUCUACUUUUACAAGGAGACGUGGCCCAAUAUUUGCAUGUGGAGCGUCGUUGGCGCAUUCAUUCACAAGACGCUAUUCGACUCUUACAAUCGAUCUACACGCAGUUUCACGUUCUUCCCGGCUGAACGUUGA
Molecule: messenger RNA, 969 nt
Organism: Babesia bigemina
Lineage: Eukaryota; Apicomplexa; Aconoidasida; Piroplasmida; Babesiidae
Exons: 4
Coding region: 1-969 (322 amino acids)
Biological process (GO): polyprenol biosynthetic process
Cellular component (GO): endoplasmic reticulum
Source: RefSeq, a predicted model, not a curated record